Acanthaster planci (crown-of-thorns starfish) is the source of this 3110-nucleotide messenger RNA. It is a transcript of the gene bin3, whose product is annotated as bridging integrator 3. Gene Ontology annotation, cellular component: cytoplasm; actin cytoskeleton. Gene Ontology annotation, molecular function: protein binding; lipid binding. Gene Ontology annotation, biological process: endocytosis; actin cortical patch localization; plasma membrane tubulation. Lineage: Eukaryota; Metazoa; Echinodermata; Asteroidea; Valvatida; Acanthasteridae. The record is from RefSeq and is a predicted model, not a curated record.
AAUUUACAAAGAAAUCUUUCUUAUUGAAUAAAAAUUUAUCAACGAACUCUUUGAAAAUAAGGAUAGGGUUUUAUGAGUUUUCUAUAAUUCCACUUGAUUGGAUUACAAUUUAGAUAAGUAUUUUAUCGGGUUUUAUUUUUUGUAACUUUAUGUAAGGUCAUAGGUUAGUACCGUCAAAAACACAAUCUACAGUUUUGUCUUUUACCUCCAUUCUGACCAGUUUUCAGCUGGCUAAGUCUCGAGAAGGUAGAGUAAAUUAAUGAGGUGAAAAGUAGAGUUUGCUAUAGAAUGCUGAACUGAGAUCCUUGGCAGGGAUUCAGGCCUGGCAGAGGUCUUUCAUCAUUUACGGCUCCUCUUAGAACUUUGUCCAAGUUGUUAUGGGGCAACAGCGAUAGAGAAAUUUAUUGAGAUUUCUUCCGCUGCUGGACCAAGAAGUAUUUUGCUGCUAUUCAGGUUUCAUCACCACCUCUAGGAACAAUUGGCACAAUGAGCUGGAACAUUUUUAGUCGUCUGACAUCUCCAAAGAAGGCACCUCCAGUCAUAACGAAGGAGGAGGAGAAAGCAUUUGAACGUGAGGUGAACAAAAUCAGUGUUCUGGACGAAGCCACCAAGAAGCUGUACAAGGACAUGAAGCACUGCAUCGAGGCCAUGGGGGCGCUCUCCAAGUCACAGUGCCGCAUCGGACAGAACCUGGCAGCAAGCCCCAUCCUGAACACUGAGGAGUCGUUGAAGAACCUGGAGCUCAUCAGCAAGUCCAUCGGGCAAAUUGAGUCCAAAACUCAGGAACUGAAUGCCAGCUCUAUGCGGACCAUGGUGGAGCCCAUGAAGAAGUUCAGCACCAUCUUCCCCAGCCUUUAUAUGGCCCUCAAGAAACGCGAGCAGUGCCUACAGGAGUACAGUCGAUGCCAGGGUAAAGUGGAAAAAUAUCAGGACCGGGAGCGCACAGGCCCAAAUCUUGCCAAACUAGAAGCGUCGAAGAAAAAUCUAGCGGCAGCUAAGGAGGAGUACGACAGACAGCACACUGAGCUGAUGCAGGCCAUGCCGCAGUUCUUUGAGGGGCGCGUGGAGUAUUUCCAGCCGAGCUUUGAGGCACUCAUCAAGUCUCAGGUCAUAUAUUACACGGAAUGCUUCAAGAUCUAUGCCGAGCUUGCCGUCCAGUUGGGGGACAACGACACGCUGCAGAGCGACGAAGACUUUGAGAUGGACCUACACCGACGGCUAUGUGAGAUCCGGGCUUUGUCCAUUGUCGUAGACGACUGAGUAAAGUCUAAAUUCUGGAGGUUUUUUUUCAGUAAUGUAGCUGACCACUCACAGUGGGCGCUUAGUGCAAGGACCAGUACCCGGUAUGUGUAUUGUUUCUUUGUGUCAGCUCAGAUGUUGAGAAUAAAUGUUACUAAGGCAGUGAAUAUGGUCUAACCGUUUUGGGUCGAGAACAAAUGAAUUGUAGUCCGUUUUGUAUUACAUGUGAAAUUAUAAUGCUUAGGCGUGUACGUGUGGUUUGUUAACUCUUACUAUUUAAUCAAAGUACUAUAUUCACAUUAUUUUGUCAGAAACCUUAUCUUGUGCAAUAUCUACUUUCAACUUCUCAAGAUGAAAUUCCAUGUUGCCUAAAUUCAAAUAAAUUAAAUAUCAAAUGGUACUUAACAACUGCUCUUGACUUUUCUCAAUUUACCAAGGCAGAUUUUGGUGGGACUAUACUAUUGACAAUUCCAGUCGUAUUUAGAAUUCCAGAUGACAAGCGAAUAGUUGACUCCAAUUCAGUGACCCUCCAUUCCACCGUUUAUAAUGAAAUAAAUCUUUGUAAAUCCGAGUGGAAGUGAAGGACAGCCUGAAGUAGAUGAGCAUAUUUGUUGUCCUGAUGCUCUUGAGUAUUAAUACGGAAGAGGUUGGAAAUGAAUACUAAUUGCACAGAACUAUUUUUAAAAAAAGACGACUGACAGUUCAGAAGCACACAUUACAUGGUCGUUUCAAGUAAGUUAUGUUUAUUUUGUACAAAAAUAGUUGAAUAUACAUGUACAAUGGAUCUGCAUUAUGACUGCAAUUUAGCUGUGAUUGUGCUGUGUUGACUAUUCCUGUACAAGGUUUGUGGGAUAACUUGUUUUCUUCUACCCAGGCUCUAUGCAGCUCAUACUGGUCGUUUUGACAGUAUUAUUGUUAAUGUAAAGACGCUUGUCAGCAAAAACCCUUCCUUAAAUGAUUAAGUGUCCAAAAAAAAGGGGUUUUGGAUGUGGAGGAAUUGCACAAAUUGAAAUGCAUCAAAGAAAAUAAUUAUUAGGUUCAUUUUUUAUUAAAUAGCAAAUUUACAAAAAUAUAACCCAAGCAAGCAACUAAUGGCUAGUUUUGAAAUACAAAAAUUUAAAGAACCAUUAAUGGAUGAUGACUGAAUCUCACUUGAAUGAGCUUUCCUUUGAUUUACCUCUGCAUAAAUUAUUUAUAGAUCAAGGACAAUGGGCACACCAAGAUUUUUAAUUCGGUUUGAGACAAUAUGCAUACAUUUCCUUGUGGCCAACAUGCAGAGCAAAAUCGACCCAAAUUGUGAACCUUUAACUUUUUAACCCAUGUGGAAAAUAAGUCAACAUGUACAGGAAAUGCAGCAGUUGUCGCAGAGGUGCCAAAUGCUCCAUAUUAAAUCAGUUAUAUUUCCUGCACAAUAUUUUAGAAGUAUAAGCCCCCAUGUAGUUAUAGGUGUGUAAGUCAAGUAGUCUUUCAGUAUAAAAAAGAAAUGCCAACAAGGCAGCUUGAUGACUAUGGCCCAAAUGUUGUACACUGUACUGUCAAACACCUUUAAACGAGAUCAUUGGGUUCGAGUCCCACCUCAGUAAGCUUGUGAAUUUUUUUCGCAAGCUCUUGUCAAGCACUGGGCAUACAGUGUUUAUCAAUAUAUAUACGUUGGGUAAGGGCAAAACCUGUUAUAUAAAUUAAGAUCAUUGGGACUUCACCUUGUAACAACAGGGACCUUCUAUCAGUAUUGGAAAACGAAAAAUGCAGUGAUUUUGGCGACCUUGAAGUGAUCUUGUUACAAGCAAGACGUAGUAACAGUGUGCUCUGACAAUUAUCGGUGUUCCCCUGGUGGAUUUUUGGCAAAGUCUCCUGUAAGAUUUGGUUACAUU